This is a messenger RNA of Perkinsus marinus ATCC 50983, 1107 nucleotides long. RefSeq names its product cytochrome P450, putative. Bases 1 to 1107 code for a protein of 368 amino acids. The record is from RefSeq and is a predicted model, not a curated record. NCBI's taxonomy places the organism in Eukaryota, Perkinsozoa, Perkinsida, Perkinsidae. The transcript is spliced from 8 exons. Gene Ontology annotation, molecular function: iron ion binding; monooxygenase activity; heme binding.
AUGGACUCUGUGAGUAUGGCCAUGAGUGAGGGCGAUACGUGGAAAAGGCAUCGGAGGGCGGCAUCACGCCCGCUGGCCGAAACCAAUUUGGAUAAGCUCGUCCCUAUGAUCAUCCGCCUUGGCGAAGAUAUGGUUGGUAAGCUCAAACAGCUGGCUGACGAGAAGGGGGUGAUUACAUGGAAGCCAGUGAAUGAUGUACAGCUGCUUGGUAUGAGAGUAGCUGCUGCCGUAUAUAUGGGAGAGACAGAUCCCCUCAGCUCGGAAUAUGCAUUGUUCUCUCAUAAUGUCCAAGGCGAAGUCAGAGAGUUGAUAAUGCACAUAUUCUCUAUCAGCCUGAAGCCUAGCCGUAUUCUUUAUCACGAUCGGCUGAUCUAUCGACUCCUAUUCCCAGGAGUUAGAGAGUCCGCCCGUAAAUGGAGAGGUAUCAACUCUAAACUCUUGGAGGACAUUCGCAGAAACAAGAAAGCGGCACCAAGAGAUUCUGACCUACCGAAGAGUGUUCCUCGCAGCUCAGCCGGCCAGUUGAACGAAACUGAGCUCUCACAUAACCUUAUCAUGUAUCUGGGAGCAGGAGGAGAGACUGCUGCUAGCGCCAUCGUGCGUCUCAUGCAGUACUUUUGCAAGUUCCCCGAGAUUCAGACGAGGGCAAGGGCUGAAGCAACUUCCAUCCGAGAACUGUCAGCUCAUUCUGUCUAUGAUAUGCCUUAUAUUGAGGCUUGUUUGAUGGAAACGAUUAGACUCAAUCCCUCUCCACCAAUGGAGCUAGUUAGAGCCCUAGUUGACUGCAAAGUGGCUGGAAAGCCAGUGAAGGCUGGGACCAAACUUAUCUUCCCGCUUACACAGAUUCAAAGGAAAGUGUACACGGAUGGCGAUGAGUUCAGACCGGAACGCUGGUUGGUUCCCGGUGCUCAUUCGAUAGACGAGAAGUUACGUACCGAAUUUGUAGGAUUCGGCUUCGGACCGAGGCAGUGCCCCGGACGGUAUUUGGCUGUUAAAGAGGUUGUUACCAUCAUCGCACUCUUACUCCCGAUGGUAAAUAAAAUGUACCCCUUUGAGGAUUCCUCAGAGGUUUAUCCUCUCAAUGUUUCAAGAGACUACCUCGAGUAG